UUGAUGUUUCUUUGCCUCUUUCGUCUUUCUUUGUCUCAGAAAUAAUAAACUUUUACGUAAUCGAAUCCCCUUCUUCUUCUCCAGACCCCACAGUCUGGUUGCAGAUCGCCGCCGAGGCAAAAAGAGAAAUCGAUGGUUUCAUUCAUACAGAACUAUAAAUUCAUUGCCUUCGCUUUUCCUUUUCCUAAAUAUUUUCUGGGUUAUAUUAGAAACUGAUUGUUUACCUUCCGGAAGUUACAAUUUUUCUAGGGUUUCAUCUGUUCUUGUUCCUGUGUCUUAGUGUUAUAGCUUUGAUCCUGUUACCUGAUAUUAGCUAGUGAUGAUCUUAUAUUUGAAUUCGUCUCCAUGAAACUUUUUAAUUUAUUGAGUUGUAUGCCUUCCUAUGUUGAAUUUUGUUUGAUUUUAUACUGUUUGUUUGUUGCAAUUGAACUAGAUUAGCUGUUUAUUCAUCUUGUUGUUUGGGUUUUUCUUGUUUGUGGAAAUUUGAGAAAAAAAAUUGAACUGGUGAAUUCUGUAGGGAACUUCUAACUUUGAGAGGUUGUUUUGAAUAGAAAAGGCACUAUAUUGUGAACCAUGGGAACCCCGGAAACUUCGCGGGAGCCAUGCCCUGAUCGAAUUCUUGACGAUAUUGGUGGUGCCUUUGGUAUGGGUGCUGUUGGAGGUGCAGCCUUCCACUUCUUGAAAGGGACAUAUAACUCUCCUAGUGGUGCUCGGUUGAUCGGUGGAACUCAAGCAGUGCGUAUGAAUGCUCCUCGUGUCGGAGGUAGUUUUGCUGUUUGGGGCGGCCUAUUUUCCACAUUCGAUUGCACUAUGGUGUACCUCCGACAGAAAGAAGAUCCUUGGAACUCCAUUAUAGCCGGGGCUGCAACUGGAGGGUUUCUUUCAAUGCGUCAAGGGCCCGUUGCUGCUUCCAGAUCAGCAAUUUUCGGCGGCGUGUUGCUUGCCUUGAUUGAAGGGGCUGGUAUCAUGUUGAAUAAAGUUCUCAGUCAACCACAGAUGCCUAUUAUGAUCGAUGAGCCAGCUCCCAGUGUAGGCGGAAUGCCCAGAUAUCCGAUGGGACAAUUGCCAAACCAACCCCCUGCAUCAAUUGAUAGUUUUAGACACGAUUCAUCUCCGCCGCCGCCACCACCAUCGACGUCAUCGUCCUCGUCUAACUCUUUCUCUUCGUGGUUCGGAGGACUUUUUGGUGGAAAGCAGGAACCAGCAACAGGUAGCGGAAGUAAAACCGAGGUUUUGGACAGCUUCGACGCUCCUCCCGUCCCAUCAUUCGAAUACAGAUAAGGCUGUUCCCAUCCCAUUUUGUCACUGUUUUUCAGGUUUCAAAUCGUGAUCGCGUUUUCAGUUAUUUUAGAUUUACCGUGAUUGCGGCCGUCGCGGGCGCUAUUGCGCCCGUCGUGGGUAACUCGGACAGCGGCGAAACUACUAUAUCGCGGCCGAAAUCACGGUCGCGAACUAUUUUUAAAACCCUGUUGUUUUCUUUUGUUCCCAGCACUUUGAAGUGUGUCGACUUAUGAAGCUUGCAUUUUA
Messenger RNA from Hibiscus syriacus, 1527 nucleotides. RefSeq names its product mitochondrial import inner membrane translocase subunit TIM17-2-like. The transcript has a single exon. Gene Ontology annotation, molecular function: transmembrane protein transporter activity. Gene Ontology annotation, cellular component: mitochondrial inner membrane; TIM23 mitochondrial import inner membrane translocase complex. Bases 574 to 1281 code for a protein of 235 amino acids. NCBI's taxonomy places the organism in Eukaryota, Viridiplantae, Streptophyta, Magnoliopsida, Malvales, Malvaceae. The record is from RefSeq and is a predicted model, not a curated record. Gene Ontology annotation, biological process: protein import into mitochondrial matrix.